Metschnikowia bicuspidata var. bicuspidata NRRL YB-4993 is the source of this 769-nucleotide messenger RNA. RefSeq lists its product as uncharacterized. The coding region runs from base 100 to 543 and encodes 147 amino acids. Gene Ontology annotation, biological process: endoplasmic reticulum to Golgi vesicle-mediated transport. The record is from RefSeq and is a predicted model, not a curated record. The transcript has a single exon. Lineage: Eukaryota; Fungi; Ascomycota; Pichiomycetes; Serinales; Metschnikowiaceae.
GCAGCCGGUUUGUGGAACAAAAGUAGAGGCCUUGUGGAACGUACCCUGCAUUUCUGGACAAAUCGCCAGCGUCUUCCAAUACCACUGUGAUCCUGCACCAUGGAUUCUCGAUACUCAACUGCGGGCUCUGGCCAUCUGAGAGAUCUUCGGACCCAGCUAUUCAGCACGCCGCAGCAUAGAUCCGGGGGCAACUCCGUGCCGCUGCGGAUGAGCUCCCCCUACGAGUCUGCGCCGCUGGUUUCGGCGCGCCACAACGAGGCGUUUUUGCUGUCCUUGGAGGAUCAGAAUAACAGCGAGGUGGACCAGAUGAGUUCCAAGGUGUCGGCGCUCAAGUCCUUGGGGGUGAUGAUGGGGCUGGAGAUCAGCAAGUCCAUGCACUUGAACGACGAGAUCUCUGGCAACUUCGAGCGCGGCUCGGUGACGUUGAAGAACACGUACAACCGGAUGGUGCUCAUGAGCAAACGAGCAGGGAUAUCGUGGAAAAUGUGGCUUGUGUUUUUUGCCGUGUUUUUCUUGAUGUGCUACUACGUGUGGCUCUUCUAGAGGCCUCUCGCUUUUUGCACAGGACAAUCGCCAGCGAGGCCCGGGCCAGGGCCAGAGACCAGCCGUUGGUGAGAGCGGGACACCCGCCGCGCAUCAAGCCGUUCUGGUCUUGAAGAGCCUGGGCUUUUGUUGCUGGCUGGGGCCGGGAGAUUUGGCAAAAAGCCGGCCAGUAGGCCCAUUUGACAGCAAGCCGGCCGGGAGGUCCAUUUGACAGCAAGCCGGCCGG